CUGUCCAAAAAAUAUGGACCAGUGUUCACAGUCUACUUGGGACAGAAGAAGGUGGUGGUCCUGGCAGGAUAUAGGACAGUCAAACAGGCUCUGGUUGACCAUGCUAAGGAGUUUGGAGACCGAGAGAUCACUCCCAUAUUCUAUGAUUUCAACAAAGGACACGGCUUACUAUUUUCCAAUGGUGACUCCUGGAAAGAAAUGCGACAUUUUGCACUAUCCACACUGAGAGAUUUUGGGGUGGGCAGAAAGAUUGGUGAAGGGAAAAUCAUUGAGGAAUGUCACUACCUGAUUGAAGAAUUUGAACAACAUGAAGGUAAAGCUUUUAAAAACACCCAGACAAUUAAUUAUGCAGCCUCAAACGUUAUGACAGCCAUCAUGUUUGGAAAGAGGUUUGAGUACAAGGACCCUGCCUUCAAGGAUGUUGUUGACAGAGAUCACGAGGCUAUCCGUCUGACUGGAUCGCCAUCCAUUCAGAUCUACAACAUGUUUCCUUGGCUGGGCCCUUGUCUUAAAAACUGGAGGAAUUUGAUGAAGGCUAAUGAGGCCUACACAAAGGACAUAAAAACCUUAAUUGCAGAGCUGAAAGAGACUCUGAAACCUGACAUGUGCAGAUGCUUUGUUGAUGUAUUCCUGACCCGUAAGAUAAAACUAGAGGAGUCUGAAAUCAGAGAUUCACACUAUCAUGAUGACAAUCUUCUCUUCAGUGUGAUGAAUCUGCUUACAGCUGGGACAGAUACUACAGGAAGUACACUUCAGUGGUGCCUCCUUUACAUGGCUAAGUACCCUCAUUUUCAAGAUCAGGUCCAGGAGGAGCUGGACAGGGUGGUCGGGAGCCGUCAGGUUCAAAUAGAGGACAGGAAGAACCUGCCGUACACUGAUGCAGUCAUCCAUGAGUCACAAAGACUGGCCAACAUUGGCCCAUUGUCCAUUCCUCACAAAACCAGCCAAGAUGUCACCUUCCAGGACUACUUUAUCAAAGAGGAUGAGAGUGAAUGGGAGACGCCAUACACUUUCAACCCUUCACACUUCCUGAAUAAGGAGGGUAAAUUUACCAGACGAGAUGCAUUCAUGGCCUUUUCUGCAG
Molecule: messenger RNA, 1084 nt
Organism: Plectropomus leopardus (leopard coralgrouper)
Lineage: Eukaryota; Metazoa; Chordata; Actinopteri; Perciformes; Serranidae
Source: RefSeq, a predicted model, not a curated record